Molecule: messenger RNA, 1069 nt
Organism: Spirometra erinaceieuropaei
Lineage: Eukaryota; Metazoa; Platyhelminthes; Cestoda; Diphyllobothriidea; Diphyllobothriidae
Source: the annotation of a GenBank genome assembly
AUGCGCAUCCAAGAGAGCGGCAUUGACCGCACUCCUGACACACCCACCACAUCCGACGCAUCCACCGUGCAAAACCCCACACCCGCUCCACCCGUCCGCGCCACCACCAGCACCUCUGUAGGUGACACUGACACCGCCGAUUUCUCAUGCCCACACUGUCCACGCACAUUCACCUCACGCAUCGGCCUGGUCGGUCACUCGCGAAUCCAUCGCACAGAGACUGGAGAACCAGUGCCUGGAGCACCAACCUAUACUCACCAAGCUCGUCUCAACUGCCCACACUGCCCUCGCACCUUCAGGCAUCGCAUGGGCCUAUUCGGCCACAUGCGCAUCCACGACGACCUGAGGUAGACAACCGCCGGCCAAACCACACAUUCACUCACUCCCUACCACCACCACCGUCACCCCACCACACAUCAACACUCCCACACCUCAUGCACCCAACUGUCACUUCCCACGCAAGUGGGAAGUGUGCAUCUCGACUCGGUCCUCAUGCGGCUUCGGCUGCAGGGGUUACUUGAGUCCGAGACUAUCCCGACACGUCAAGCGUCGUGGAUAGGAAGGUUGCUGACUGACGCCCGCUCUCGGUUCACGCAGUUCGUCGCGUUGUGUGUGUGUGUGUUGUGUGUAGUGGCGGGGGUGUAGGGGUGACCAGCGGUGGGUUCACGUGAUGGUCGUAGUGGUCGCUCACUUGCUUGCAGGUGAGACUACACCUAGCGUCCAUUUGCUGGCACCCAACUCUCACCUGUGGCUCCACGUAGCUGGGCUCUGCUCAGCGGCCACACCCCGGGCAACCGUCUCGACCGGCGGGCUAAACCAGGUGAGGGCGCUGUGCACUUGUGCCGAGUGCACAGCGUACCGCGGACUCCGACGGAUGGAUGGUCGGAUGAAACACUGCGCCGGCAUCGUCGAGACGAGGCUCUGCCUGGUACGCCGUUGGAUAACUGCUGCCGGGACGGGUCUCUGCAUCGCCUUCGCUGAGACGCGCCCACCCCCGCCGACGGAGACCGCGGACUCACGGCACAUGCGGUCGUUCUCCACUACGAACAUAAAAGUCGUGGCCCCAUAG